Messenger RNA from Lutra lutra (Eurasian river otter), 2499 nucleotides. RefSeq names its product methyltransferase 4, N6-adenosine (gene METTL4). NCBI's taxonomy places the organism in Eukaryota, Metazoa, Chordata, Mammalia, Carnivora, Mustelidae. Bases 320 to 1804 code for a protein of 494 amino acids. The record is from RefSeq and is a predicted model, not a curated record. The transcript has 11 exons. Gene Ontology annotation, molecular function: RNA methyltransferase activity; nucleic acid binding; site-specific DNA-methyltransferase (adenine-specific) activity. Gene Ontology annotation, cellular component: RNA N6-methyladenosine methyltransferase complex; cytosol; nucleus.
CUGAAGACCUGGGCGCUCUAGGUCUCUGAGAAGCGGAUGGAGAGCUCCAAAUCGUCCUGGAAACGCUUUUUCCGUACAGCAACAUGGCAGCGCCCGUUGGCUCCUAGAAAAAUUUCUUUCCUUUGCUAUGAAAGUGGCGUCUUUCAUGACCACUCUUUAAAGGGUUGCUUCUUUCAUGAUGCAAGUCUGGGAGACGUCGUGCAGUUUUUCUGACAGGGGAUGCGGUGAGAACACUCUCAUCUUUAAGAAUUGAGUGACUUCGUGACUUGGAGGAUGUGGACCUAGUGGCUGGAUUCAAGGACGAACAGUAGAGAAGAGAAUGUCAGUGGUGCAUCAGCUGUCUCCAGGAUGGUUAUUAGAUCAUCUUUCUUUUGUUAACAACAUAAACUACCAACUUCACCAACAUCAUGAGCCUUGUUUCAGUAAAAAUGAACCCACUUCAUCUGCCCACUUUGAUCCUCUUCAAAAGGAUUCUUUGAUGUCUUUGGGAGCCUCUGCUACAUUUAGUGCUUUUGACUCUACCACUAAGCCAGAUAAUGAUGCCAGAGGAAAUUGUAAAAUCGUCAUACAGAGAUAUGUUUUUCGAUCUGAGCUAUUUAAUGUCACCAAACCUUAUAUAACCCCAACUGUUCACAAAGAAUGCCGACCAAGGAAUGAGAAGGAAGAUCCAAUGGAUGGUGUUAAAGAAGAAAACUGCAUUUCUAUUGGGAAGAAGCGUAAAAGAUGUGUCGUUUUCAAUCAAGGUGAAUUGGAUGCUAUGGAAUAUCAUACAAAGAUCAGGGGACUGAUUUUGGAUGGCUCUUCAGAGUUAAUCCAAGAAGGUCUCAAAAGUGGCUUUCUUCAUCCACUUUCUGAAAAAUGGGACAAGUGUAGUGAGCCCAUUACUUUACCAAUUGAUACCUGCAAUUUGUCAGAAUUAUGUGCAAUGGCAAAGCAUUUGCCUUCUCUGAAUGAAAUGGAACUUCAGGUGUUACAAUUGAUGGAUGAAGAUAUGUCUGUUACAGAACAGGAUUUAUUUUCACGGGUUGUUGAAAACAACUCUAGCAUUACAAAAAUGAUUACUAUAAUGGGACAGAAAUACCUGGUGCCACCAAAAAGCAGUUUUCUUUUGUCUGACAUUUCUUGCAUGCAUCCACUUCUGAACUGUAGGAAAACAUAUGAUGUAAUUGUGAUAGAUCCACCAUGGCAGAACAAAUCAGUUAAAAGAAGUAACAGCAUGAACCCCAAUGUGGGACCUGAACUUACGACUUUUAGAUCAAGACCUGAGCUGACACCAAGAGUCAGGUACAGCUAUUUAUCACCACUGCAGAUAAAGCAGAUACCUAUUCCUAAACUGGCGGCUCCAAACUGUCUUGUUAUUACCUGGGUGACCAAUAGACAGAAGCAUCUACGUUUUGUAAAGGAAGAACUUUAUCCUUCUUGGUCUGUUGAGAUAGUUGCUGAGUGGCACUGGGUAAAAAUCACCAAUUCAGGAGAGUUUGUGUUCCCAUUAGAUUCUCCACACAAAAAGCCUUAUGAAGGUCUUAUACUGGGGAGAGUUCGCGAAAAAACUGCUGUACCAUUAAGGAAUGAAGAUGUAAAAGUACUUCCCAUUCCAGAUCACAAGUUAAUUGUCAGUGUGCCCUGUACUCUUCAUUCCCAUAAGCCACCUCUUGCUGAGGUUCUAAAAGACUAUGUCAAGCCAGAUGGGGAAUAUUUGGAAUUGUUUGCUCGAAAUUUACAGCCAGGUUGGACUAGUUGGGGCAAUGAAGUUCUCAAAUUUCAACACAUGGAUUAUUUUGUUGCUCUGCAGUCUAGAAGCUGACUAUGAUCUUAAAGUUGUGAUUUUCUUCAGUUUUCCUUACCCCUUUUUCCCUCAUUCUAAUGGAUAUUUCACUUUUUUACCAACCAGUAUGCUUAGAAAUGUAAAUAGGACUUGGUUUCUGUGCAGAAGACCAGAAGUGACUAGUCUUUAUGUAGUUUUGAGAUGAAUUUACUUCAGUCGCACCAGUAUUCCCCAUUAUUCCAGGUUCACUGCAAAUAAAGAGGUAAGCAGUUAGAAAAAUGACAAGACUUUGUUAUCGAAAAAGUUCGGAAAGCAUGCACUGUGGACCAGAGGUCAUAAUUCUGUCUAUAGAUGUGUUUUAUUUGGCUCAUAUGGUGUCGUAAAAGAAAUUUGAACCAUCAUUCCGAAAAAUCGGGAAAUUUCACAUAAAGUGUAGAUUUUUGCUUUACUUUAAACAUCAGAAGCUUUGGCUGCACUGCAGUCUAUUCUUUCUGGGCAUCAGUCAGUAGGACCCAGUGGUUGCAGCUCACUUGGGAAGGGACAUGGGCUCUGCAGUGUACCACAGUAACACUUGCUCCGUGCCACUCGCUUGUGUUGUCUACUUGUCCUCUGUGCAACCCAACUUUCUGACUUCUGGUAUACUGUUACAUUCUGGAAAAAUAUUGAGAGACCUACCAAGUCCCUCAUCAUUGUACUGAGCUUAUCCUUUAUGGAGGGUUUUAAAUUGCAUUCAA